CACUGGCCACUGCUCCUGCAGGUCUUGUGUUGGGAUCGAUACCAACAUCAGCAGUAUCGCAAUGAGCAAACACUCAAAGUCCAGCUGCUCUCACAGCUGUCUCCUCCUCCUGUCUUUGGCUGAAGGCUGCCUCCAGCAGUCAAAUGUAAGCGGACCUGAGGGCAGCAUGAACGGACCUCAGCUCAGCGAACUGCCGGACGACUCGGAGCAGCUCAGGCCGUACGUCAGCCGCCUGAGGCGGGGAGCGCUGCGGGCCGGCGAGCUGUCCGCUGUCGGGAGCUUAUCCAGCGGCUUUCUCCUCAGGUUUCUGCGGGCCAGAGACUUCAACACGGAGCUCUCCCUCAAGCUCUUGCUCAACUACCAGCGGUGGCGAAGGGAAAGUCCUGAGAUCAGCAGCUGUCUGUCUCCUUCCUCGGUGCUCGGCCUCCUCAACACGUCGUACCACGCUGUGCUCCCGCAGCGAGACUGCACAGGCAGCAGGGUGCUCAUCUACAGGAUUGGGCAGUGGAACCCGAAAGACUGGUCAGCCUUCCAGGUAUUCAGAGUCAGCCUGAUGACAUCCGAGAUCAUCUCAAGGGAGAACGAGACACAAAGGCAGGGCGUGAAGGCCAUAUUUGACCUCGCGGGGUGGAGUUUGAGUCAUGCCCUGCAGAUUAACCCUUCGCUUGCCAGAAAGAUUUCAUCUGUGCUUUCGGACUCUUUCCCACUGAAGGUCAGAGGAAUCCACCUGGUCAAUGAACCGAUGUUCUUCCGUCCGGUCUUUGCUAUGCUUCGUCCCUUCUUGCCUGAUAAAAUCAAGCAGAGGAUCCAUAUGCACGGUUCUGAUUUCCAAGAUUCUUUAAGUGGCUUCUUCUCAUCACACGUUCUGCCUCCAGAAUAUGGAGGGCAUGGGCCUGGAAUAACACAAGUGUGUCAAGGCUGGACCAAUCACCUGCUUCAAUCAGAGAACCUCCUGCAGCAGAUUGCUGCCCACCCAACGGGUGACAUCACAAUGACCCCUGAUGACUGUUUGAUCACAGAGGAAGGCGGGGCUCUGUGAAAGAUGAUGAUUGGACGUUUGGGUGGCUGACUCGCGUAUACGUGGCGGGUUUGUGCACAUGUCUACGGUCUCUGCAGUGCUUGUUGUGGAAGUUGGCUGAAGUGAGAGAGCUGAAAACGAGAUCCUUAAUGGCCGUGCUGUUUCAUGUUUACGCCACAGCCGACCAAUCUGGAAUUUUUAAGAACAAUAACAAUGCUGAUAUUAUUAUGUCAUGAUUUUAAAAUCAUAUUUUGAUCAAUCUGCUGCUUUUGUU
Messenger RNA from Pundamilia nyererei, 1292 nucleotides. It is a transcript of the gene ttpa, whose product is annotated as tocopherol (alpha) transfer protein. Gene Ontology annotation, cellular component: late endosome; membrane. The record is from RefSeq and is a predicted model, not a curated record. Gene Ontology annotation, biological process: vitamin E metabolic process; vitamin transport. The transcript is spliced from 5 exons. The coding region runs from base 62 to 1039 and encodes 325 amino acids. Lineage: Eukaryota; Metazoa; Chordata; Actinopteri; Cichliformes; Cichlidae. Gene Ontology annotation, molecular function: lipid transfer activity; vitamin E binding; phosphatidylinositol bisphosphate binding.